AGCGUUUUCCGGGCUCUGUGUCCCCUUUUGGGACUUGUGGGGAGGGAUGGGCACCACCACCCUCACCACAGGAGAAUGAAGGGGCAGAAUUUGGGCUGCUGAGUCAAGAAUGGAGGAUUCAGUCCCUGGAGCAAAUGAAGACAUGUUUCACUGACUGUCUCCAGGAGGAUUUUCCAGCAUGGAGCAGCAAGGGGGGGAAAAGAAGGAGGAAGAGCCUCCAGCCAAGAAGAGUCCAGGAGCUGGAGCUGCGGAUGGAAAGUGGGCAUGGGGAGUGGUGCUGAACUUCUUCCUGGUCAACGUCAUGGUGAUAGGGAUGCUCAAGACCUUUGGGAUUUUCUUCGUGGUUUUCCAAGAGGAGAUGGGAGGUUCCUCUGAGCAAGUCAGCUGGAUUGGCUCCAUCAUGUCCUCCUGCGCUUCCUAGGAGCCCAGUGGUGUCCGUGGCUGCAGGAGGCUCGGGGAGCGACCAACACUCCAUCAUUUGGGGCUGUCCUGGUGGGAGGAUGGCUGCCUGCUGAGCACCCAGGCCACUAGCAUCCCUUUCCUCUUCAUCUCCAUGGGACUUCUCCUGGGAAUGGGCUUCUCCUGCCUUUACCAGGCAGCUGCAGUGAUGAUUGCCAAACGCUGCAGGACACGCUUGGCUUUCUCCAAUGCCAUCGCCCGCUCUGGGAUGGGGAUGACCUUUCUGAUUGCACCUUUCACUCAGCUUCUCAUCGAGUUUUAUGGCUGGCAAGGUACUCUCCUGAUUUUUGGAGGCAUCAUGUUAAACCUUGUGCCUUCCAGCAUGCUGCUGAGGCCCAUCAGCACCCAAUCACCCCAAAGCUCCUCUGCUAAAAAUCCAGACCACGGGUCUUUAGUGGAAAAGAAGAAUUCAGAAACCCUUCCUGGAUGCUCAGAUGAAACCAUUCCCCAGGAAGCACAGCUUCACAGUGCACAGGACACUCCACCACAGAGGGACUCAUGAUGUCCUAUGGCAGAGAUGCUCUCAGCAGCUACACCAGCUUUGGAAGGUCUUGAGAAACCCCAUGUGGACACCAGCUUGCUAGAAACAACCAAGGCCAAGAGAACCUCCAAAACCCUUCCACUAACCGAAAAGAAAGCUCAGAGCCUCUCCUUGACUUCUCCCUCUGAAGGAUCCCUCUUUGGCAUUUUCACCUGGUCUUUUCUGUUCAGCCACUUGGCCUACUUCGUGCCCACCUUCCACUUGGUAGCAAGAGCCAGGAUACUGGAAUCAGCAGCUGAUGCCUCUUACCUCGUUUCCGUAGCUGGCAUCACGGAGACAGUCAGCCAGCUCCUCUCAGGCUGGGUGGCUGACCAGAACUGGACCAAGAAGUAUCACUACCACGUUGCUUACCUUGUCCUUUGUGGGAUCACCAACCUGCUGUGUCCUCUGGCCACCACCUUCCCCUUGCUCAUGACCUAUGCAGUGGCCUUUGCUGUUUCCUGUGGGGGGUUCAUGGCUCUGGUCCUCCCUGUGCUGGUGGAUCUAGUGGGGGUGCCAAAGCUCCACAGCUACUUGGGGUUUGCUGCUUUCUUUGCUGGGACUGCAGCCAUGGGUGGACCUCCUCUGGCAGGCUGGCUGUAUGACUACACCCAGACAUAUGCCUGCUCUUUCCUCUUUGCUGGAGCCUGUGCUCUCAUCUCGCCUCUUUCUUUCUUCUUUGAGCCUUUGGCCCAGAAAUGGAAGCUAAAAAAAGCCAACCUGGACAACGGACCCUGGGGCUGAAGCCAUUCCAUGGUGGAAAUUUUAAAGGAUGGUGUUUAAUCACAUCGACAAUUGGAAAAUGGUCUCUGGGCCAUACCUUCUGUACUGGGAAACCAAACAGCAGCAGAAAUAAAAAUAAGAAUUUUUA
Molecule: messenger RNA, 1850 nt
Organism: Calypte anna (Anna's hummingbird)
Lineage: Eukaryota; Metazoa; Chordata; Aves; Apodiformes; Trochilidae
Gene: SLC16A4
Product: solute carrier family 16 member 4
Biological process (GO): monocarboxylic acid transport; transmembrane transport
Molecular function (GO): monocarboxylic acid transmembrane transporter activity
Source: RefSeq, a predicted model, not a curated record